AUGCCGGUCCAGCAAAUAAAUGUAAAGAAUUCCUCCGAUAUUGAAAGCUGGGAAUGGGGCGGGGGAUGUGGCAGAGAACCUAUUCGCGCAGGAUCUGGCAGCAGUCAAACAUCUUGCAGUAAUUCCAGUGGAGAUAUUUGUAGAAUUUGUCAUUGCGAAAGCGAAAUUCACAACCCUUUGCUGGCCCCUUGUUAUUGUUCUGGAAGUCUGAAAUAUGUUCAUCAAAGUUGCCUCCAACAAUGGCUAACAGCAUCUGAAACAAGAUCAUGUGAACUAUGCAAAUUUAAUUUUAUUAUGCAUACUAAAAUUAAGCCAUUUAGUGAGUGGCGUCUACUAGAGAUGUCGGGUGUAGAGCGACGUCGGCUGUGCUGCGCUGUAUUGUUCCAUUGCGUUGCGGCGUUAUGUGUCAUGUGGUCCCUGUUCGUACUCAUCGAAAGAGCGGUAGAGGAGGUCAAUCGGGGGCUCAUAGCGUGGCCAUUUUGGACGAAAUUAGUAGUAGUUGCAGUAGGUUUUACCGGUGGAGCAGUUUUCAUGUAUAUACAAUGUCGGCAGUAUUUACAUCUUUGUAACCGUUGGAGAGCUCAUAAUAGGAUACUCCUAAUACAAAACGCGCCGGAAAAGAUACCAAUACACGGGUCACCGCCGAUGCGCAACAAGAGACGGGAGCGCAGCACGCGCGGGCAGGUCGUGGCCAACAUCGAGCCGCCGCCGCCGCCGGCCGCCUACCACGAGGAGGACGAGAGCGGCGGCUUCGAGACCUACCGCGGCAACCCCCACCGCCGCCUCUCCGCGCUCACCGAGGACCGCCUCAUAGUGGCGCUGCCGCACGAGGAGACGCGCCGCUACUCGGACACGCGCUUGGGGCACGUGCUCGCGUCCGUCGACGACGACGGUCACGCGCCGACUGAGGGUGGUGUGUACCACAUCAACGUGGACCCGCUAGAAGCAGACAUCCGAGAACUCUUAGCUUUAGAGGCGCGUCGUGAGGCCCGCGCUGCCCGCUCGCUGCCCAACUUGCGCGCCAGCCGCGAGAGCCUCCUGCCCGGGCCGCCCGAGCCCGUACCACACCCCCUCCCUCUCCCCACACCGCCCACCCCCCUCCCUUCCAUCCCUCCCGUCCCUCCUCCCUCC
Molecule: messenger RNA, 1131 nt
Organism: Brenthis ino (lesser marbled fritillary)
Lineage: Eukaryota; Metazoa; Arthropoda; Insecta; Lepidoptera; Nymphalidae
Source: the annotation of a GenBank genome assembly